CAGAGCCCUCAGGCCGUGUCGAUCACCAUGCUAUCGAUGAAGACGACGAAGCUGAGGUCAUUGAGGUCAUUGAUGAGGAUGACAGCAUCCCCUUCUCCGAUUCUCUACCCACGUCCACACCAAGCGUACUCUCAAGGGGGCGAAAGAGGCGCCCUUCCCUUCUGACUGCCCUGAAGGAUCGCUUGCCUAGCAAGGGUCGGGCCGAAAGAAGUAGAAAGUACAGCACAUCAGCCGUGUCUCCGCAGGAGAGGCCAGAAAUUUUGUCACUCAAGAUGGAGUGGCCCUUGAGUGCGUACGCUUGCGUAUAUCUGACGGCGAAAAGCUUGACCUGACGCUCCCUCGCUUGUUCAGACUAUCCAGGGUAUAAUGGGCCCCGCGGACAGCUCGCCCCUUCUGAUCGUCGGGUGGGAGAUAUGGCGAGCCUGGUAUGCUAUCGCGAAAUUCUCGACGGCAAGUGCAACGAGGCUACGGCAGAGGAUGACGACUUCGUGAGCGAGGCCCUGGCUCACAUGGGCCUGCUGCCAAGAGACGCUAGGAACGGCACUAAUCCUGCUUCAGGAAAGGCAAGUACGAACAGCCCCCCUAUGUCGAAUGGUAUGAUCAAUGGCACCAGCCUUGGCAGCAGGCGUGGCUCCUCCUCCACUUCGACGCACCGUACGACCAGCUCCUCUUCUCCCUCCUCCUGCUCAUCCGAGCAAAGGCGCCUAGGUCGCGUCCUAUUUACGACGCGAUGCCUGCGUCCGUCUUGCACCACCUGUUCUGGGCUAUACGAGGCACCGAUCGAGAUCAUCGAUGAGGAGGGACACAAAUCGGAGUGGACUGCUGAGCCCACUGCAAUUAGGAGUAAGGCUGGCAAGAGUAGUGGAAAAGUGAUGAAUCGCUGGGCUAUCCACAGCGAUGCGCUUCAGGAUCGAGAGGUCGAUGAGCGUACGAGAGAAGACUGGCAGGAUGGGCCACAAGCGCUUCAUCGUAGUCCUCCUGCUCUCUCGUUGGUGGAGCCCUGUCCCACCUCACCCGCUCCGGCCGCUCCCUCAAGCCGAUGCUUUUCCCCCUUCUCGACCCGCCUCACCCCCCAAGACCUGACGCAUACGAAUCUCUCCCUCGGAGGGCCGCAGGGGCAAGUCUAUCUCCUCCGACACGAGACUCUCGCCUUCACGCAUCGAGUACUCCGACUGCUCUACAACCCGCCCUCGCGUUCGGCGAGCAAGGCGUACUUGGAACUGGCUCACUUUGUGUUUUCAGACUGUACGCUGCAGAUCGAUCUGGAGAGAUGCAGACGAGCGAGGACUGAUCUGGCUUUUGUGGUUGGGGCGAUUGAGGCGGGCUUGGCUGUUCGGGAGGAGGGGAAGGGAGGCAGAAGUCAGGGAAGGGAUGAGUGGGGACGGUUGGCUGGGGCAACGCCAGGUGGCGAGGGUGGUGUUGGACUGUUCUCGAGGCUAUUUUCCUCUGACUGACAAAGAUCACCCCUAUAGCAGCUGGACUGUCUCUCU
Molecule: messenger RNA, 1490 nt
Organism: Jaminaea rosea
Lineage: Eukaryota; Fungi; Basidiomycota; Exobasidiomycetes; Microstromatales
Exons: 1
Source: RefSeq, a predicted model, not a curated record